AGCGGGAUAUAUUUUUUUGGUAAUGGUAGCUGUGCAUCUGCAAGGUCCAUUGUUUGUGUCAAUGUUCAACCCUUUGGUGCUUGUAUUUGUGGCAAUAGCUGGCUUUCUAGUUCUCGAUGAAAAGUUGUACGUGGGAACUUUGUUAGGAUCAACAAUAGUUAUAAUGGGGUUAUACAUGGCUUUAUGGGGUAAAAGCAAAGAGAUUAGAACGUCGUACGAACUAAAACCUUCUGGUAGCUCAAAAGAUGUGAAUGAUGCCUCAAAUGCCGCAACUACAACAACAACUCUCCAGGAUUUGUGUUUGGCUCAUACUACAACUUUGAUUGUCAAUGAAGACAAUGAGUUGGUUGUAAAGUCUCCAAUGGAAGCACAUAAAGAACAAGUAACUAUUGAGGAAGUUUAGGGGCCCAAAGAUAUAUGUUGAUAUGUUUUGGUUUCUAUGGCCUAUAGACUACAUAAUA
Molecule: messenger RNA, 461 nt
Organism: Erigeron canadensis
Lineage: Eukaryota; Viridiplantae; Streptophyta; Magnoliopsida; Asterales; Asteraceae
Product: WAT1-related protein At1g09380-like
Exons: 2
Coding region: 23-403 (126 amino acids)
Cellular component (GO): plasma membrane
Molecular function (GO): transmembrane transporter activity
Source: RefSeq, a predicted model, not a curated record